Molecule: messenger RNA, 1022 nt
Organism: Camellia sinensis
Lineage: Eukaryota; Viridiplantae; Streptophyta; Magnoliopsida; Ericales; Theaceae
Source: RefSeq, a predicted model, not a curated record
AAAGCAGCUUAAUCUUUUACACAUUGACGCAGGUGUCCUUGUUUCAUUUCUAAGGAUUUUUACCAAGGCUGUAUAUCCCCAAGACACCAGUGGCCUGAGACAAAGUGCAAUUCUCUAUUUCAUUGUCAGCAUUGUUGUGAUGAUCAUAUGUGUUGUUUUCUACAAUGUGGCACAUAGGCUACCAGUUAUUAAGUACUACAACGAUUUGAAGACUCAAGCUAAAAAUGAGCAAGAAGAGAACGGUGUCCUGACCGGGGCACUAUGGAGAUCAGCCUUGUUCAAUAUCGUCGGUAGAAUCAAAUGGUAUGGGUUUGGAAUCCUCAUCAUAUACGUCGUAACUUUGUCAAUAUUUCCUGGUUAUAUCACCGAAGAUGUCCAUUCCCAGACGCUAAAAGACUGGUACCCAAUCCUCCUCCUCACGAGCUACAACGUGUUUGAUCUAGUUGGGAAGUCUCUAACCGCUCUCUAUCUCCUCGGGAAUGCAAGUGUUGCAAUUGGUUCGUCGUUUGCAAGAUUAUUGUUUCUCCCUCUCUUUUGGGGUUGCUUGCACGGUCCUGAAAUCUUCCGAACAGAGGUUCCGGUGACAUUGCUGACAUGUCUUUUGGGCCUCACAAAUGGGUACUUGACUAGUGUCUUAAUGAUUUUGGCUCCCAAAACCGUCCAGCUGCUACAUGCCGAGACUGCGGGGAUCGUGAUGGUUCUACUCUUGGUUGUUGGCCUGGCAAUUGGUUCAAUCGUGGCGUGGUUUUGGGUCAUAUGACGCCCUAGCAGUUUCACAAUAUCCACAUAAAUCUGGAAUGGCCCUUCUGUUGACCUACUGUUUUUCUCAUUGUGUAAAAGUCUGUAAUCCUUGUGUUGGUAAUUCGAUCCUCUACUUCCAUACUGAAGCAAAGGGUUGUGAAGCUAUUAAGCAACUUGAAAAUUGUACAUUAGUAGCUAUCAUGUGGGAAAAUACCUCUUUCUAUUCUUUUUCUUUUUCUUUUUCUUUUUUUUACCUAAAGAAACAGGCCAUUAGAUUGACU